CAGCUCCGGAGGGUAUGCGGUGACAGAUGUAUUUUAGGGGACCAGCGGUGGGUCUCACCUUCUGCUGCUUUUAUUUGUCUUCGUACUUCACAAAUAAGUAUGUCUUGUCUAUCCUGAAAUUCACCUACCCCACUCUUUUCCAAGGGUGGCAGACCUUAGUGGGUGGGCUUAUCCUUCACAUAUGUUGGAAAGUGGGCUGGUUGGAAAUAAACUACAAUUCCAGAUCAGAUGUUGUAGUGUGGCUGCCUGGAUGUGCACUCUUUGUAGGAAUUAUUUAUGCUGGUUCCAGGGCACUGUCACGGCUGUCUAUUCCGGUGUUCUUCACCUUGCACAAUGCAGCCGAAGUUGUGAGCUAUGGAUUCCAGAGACUGCUAUUCAGAGAGGUAGGACUGGAUGAUCCAGGAACACUGACCAUGUUUAUAUGAAAACCACCAGGAACACUAACCAUGGUUAUACGAAAGCCAGUCCACUUACUGUAUUAGUUUGUUACAUCUCUAUAUUACUAUUGUUUUGGGUUUGAUUAAACUUGAAUUAAAGAAAUUCUGUCAACGGGAAAA
Molecule: messenger RNA, 557 nt
Organism: Xenopus tropicalis (tropical clawed frog)
Lineage: Eukaryota; Metazoa; Chordata; Amphibia; Anura; Pipidae
Gene: slc35d4
Product: solute carrier family 35 member D4
Source: RefSeq, marked validated